Molecule: messenger RNA, 2418 nt
Organism: Cyprinodon variegatus (sheepshead minnow)
Lineage: Eukaryota; Metazoa; Chordata; Actinopteri; Cyprinodontiformes; Cyprinodontidae
Product: DNA ligase 1-like
Exons: 7
Coding region: 133-2211 (692 amino acids)
Source: RefSeq, a predicted model, not a curated record
CCACAUCAAAGCUGACAUCAUUUCAUGAGCUCAUGAAGGUACUUGUGCAGCUACAGACAAACACAACAACAGUUUAAAAAAUUCACUUUGCACAGAAGCCAAAAAGAUUUUUUUCCCUCUUCUUCAUCAUCUAUGAUGGAGGGUUUUGCUGAUCUCCUCACUGAUGCGUUUUCAGACAGUUCAGUUCCAUCGUUUUCAACGGGAGAUUUGGACUUUGAGAAUUUAUGUUUUGAUGAGAAGAGUGAGGAGGAACAGGCAGAAAACCUAACGACGGAGGCAGAGGAGACUCAGCUUCAGGAAGCAACUGCAGAAGUUGCAGCUUUGUCAGAGGGCCCCCUUGCAGAUGCACUAAACAUGGAGGAGAAUGCUUAUGAAGAGCAGUCUGAUGAGGAAAACAGUGAAGAGGAUUUAGAAGGGAUCAGUUUAAGCAGUAAAACCCUGGAGGGUGAAAACACAAGCACUGAAGGUGAAGAAGAACAAAAAGAGGAGGGGGCUGAGAGAGAUGAGGAAGAAGAUGAUACACUGAUGUCGAUACAUAGCAGUGAUGUCUGUGAUUUCAAAAAGGAGGAUGGGAUCAUUGAUGAUGAAGACUCUGAGGAUUCUGAUGAACUUCAAGAUAGUGACACAAACCAAGAAGAGGUGGACAGUGACAAGGAAGAGGACAUUGAAUGCAGACAUGAGAAGACAGUGGAAAGUGCUGAAAGUGAGGAGGAAGAGGAGGAGGAGGAAGAGGAGGAGGAAGUAGACGGAGAAGAGGACUCCUCUGAAUCCGAGUAUGAAAACAUGAAAACUGAAGAAGAAAACAUUCAUACUGAGGAAAAAGAAAAUCCACACAAUGCAGAUCCUGCAGAUUCUGGUUUGGAGUUUCCCUCCAUAUCUUUCCAGAAUCUGCAGGAUCUCAUUUCUGAAGUAGAUGGUGAAGUUUACAAUGAGAAAAUGUCAGACUUUACAGGUGAGGAGCACCAGGAGGCAGGUGAGAGCUUUGCAGAGUAUCCCUCAGACUUUUCCUCUACUGAAUAUGCUAGAAACCCAGUUAACGCACAAAGAGCCUCUCCUCAGCCGGGGGAGGGAAAAUACCUGGAAAGCACCGUUACAGAAAGCCUUUGGACCGAAACAUCUGAGAAGGCUGAUUACGGAGAGGAAGAAGAGUUCUUGUUCAGCAGAGACAUGGAGAUGAAUGCCGAUAAGAUAAUAGGAUCAGAUGAGACAGUUAGAGAAGAAGAUGAGAAAAAAAACGAUCAUUUGUUGAGUGUGACGUGCUCUGAUGAUGAGGAUAAAACAAGUGAGAGUGACUCUUACAGCUCCAGUGAUGAGGAAGAGCCACUGAGACGAACCAGUGAUGUAUUUUCAGAUAAGUCAAGGACCCUUUACCUUGAAGAAGACACCAAACUGGAGGACUUUAAGUUUCACAGUGGCAGCGACACUGAUGACACCAGGAAUGACAGAUAUGAUUCAGCUGAUUUCCUCAGAUCAGCUCUUUCAGGGUCAGAUGUAUUAGAAACCAACAACUUUCUGUUAGAAUACCUGCAGACUGCAGACGACACAAAUUCACCCCCUUCAGAUAUAAAUCAGCAUCCAGAACAAGAUGGUAACACCUACUCCGCAGUGCAGAGAGAAGAAAUGAAAGUCGGAAGUCCAUUCAUCCACGGAUCCAUCGACGACAGCUUCUUCUUUAACGAAGAACCCAGUAACUUCCCCGAGGACGGGCAGGAGGAGGAGGAGGUGGAGGAGGAGGAGGAUGAAUAUGAAGAGAGGAGGAACUUUGAACAGAUGAAGCAGAGAAUUGAAGCCUUCCAAAAGUUCUACAACGACAGCGAUGACGAGAACGGACGAGAAGAGAGGCAGAUCAAAGUUCAGUUUUGUGCAGAGCCCUUAUCUCAAGUGAACUAUUAUGAUACUGACAGCAGUGACAGAGACUCCCUCAGCACCGACUCAGACGGGGAGGAGGAUAACGGCUCUCCAGUACAAUUUGAUGAACCACAGGAGCCUGAAGAAGAGCUGAAGAUAAAACCUGUGUGUGAUCCUCCGAUCAUUCAGCAUGAAGAGAAGCCUGCAGAUAUUGAUAACUCACAGACCUGCAAAGAAACACGCAAGUCUCUCAGCCCAGUAAAGCUGAUUGCGGCGUUGGGAGCGGCGGCGGUGACAGGAGUCCUGAUGUUCUGGCUGACUUCAGACCGACCUGAGUGGCUCAGAGAGCUUUUCCUCUUUUAGAAACUAAUUUUGGCUACAUUAUCUUACAUUUAUUGUUAUAAUAAGAUGAGAAACUGCUGUAUAAAAAAUGAUGAAAUGCCCUGUAUAUAUACACACAUUCUUAUCUUUAAAGCUUUUAUAUGAAAAAUGCUUAAAUGUAAAAUGUGACUUACCAGAUACUUAAGCAGAAUUUGUCACUAGAUUAAGCUACAGGAUACUCGUUUAUGU